CGUGAAACUUUUUGGAAAUUUAGAACAGGUAAUAAAAAAGGGUUUCCCUGUCCAUAAUUUAGAAUGCUAUUGAAGUAGUCUGCCUUUCACCCUUACCCGGUGGGGAAUAAUUGUACUGUUUACUUUUGUAUCCCCUGUGGCUUUGGACUUUAAAUUACGCUUAGAAUGCGGAGGCUUGGCUUCCGAAAGUCGCUCCUUAAUUGGCCGCCUAGUGUAGCACAAGCGACCAUAUUUCUUGACUUGUUAGUGAAAGCUGUCUACUGUUGACACCAAAAAUUAUGUCUGGACGGUGUCCUCGUUGUAAUGACCGUGUCUAUGCAGCGGAGCAAGUUAUAGCUGGAAAAAACAAGUAUCACAAACGAUGCUUCACUUGUAACAAUAAGCCCACUUGCAACAAGUCCUUAGACAGUGGCUCAUUCAAUGAGCAUGAUGAUCAAGUGUACUGUAGAGGCUGCUAUGGCAAACUAUUCGGACCCAAAGGAUAUGGCUAUGGGGCUGGGGCUGGCGCACUCCACUUGACUGGAAAGUAAACCCCUAAUUUUGGUCACAUUCAGUGACAUGUAACUAAGUUACUUUGCACAAUGUAUUUUUAUGUGGAUAAAUGAUCAAACACUUGUCAACUAUA
This is a messenger RNA of Pocillopora damicornis (cauliflower coral), 625 nucleotides long. RefSeq names its product cysteine and glycine-rich protein 2-like. Gene Ontology annotation, biological process: actin cytoskeleton organization. Gene Ontology annotation, cellular component: cytoplasm. NCBI's taxonomy places the organism in Eukaryota, Metazoa, Cnidaria, Anthozoa, Scleractinia, Pocilloporidae. The record is from RefSeq and is a predicted model, not a curated record.